AUGACCCAAGUCAGGCAUGUUCAGCUUCUUGGGGCUCGUUCCAAUUCUCUUCCAGCUGUAUUGCGAUUCCACAGCCGAGCGGAGCUGGAUCCAAUGCAAUUCGAAUCCAUAAAUGAGCAACAAGCGUGCCACGAUGAUAAUCUGCAGCGAGACAAUUCUGCCAUGGAUGGCGUUAGAGCUGAGCCUCCAGCCGGUGAAGAUGAUGAUGCGCAGAUCAUAUUCUUUGCCCCAACGCGAAGGAAGAAGAGGCGAAGAAGGAUUGAGUAUCCUAAUUCGACAUUUCCAUUUGGUCAGAACUGUAGACCUCAAAUCGAUCUUCCAAGUCCCAAAUUUUACAAUGUGCUACCACAACCUGCUCGACGAAUGAGCUCUGGUGUGGUUCAGCGAUUGGAAUUGUGUCAUAUUGGGGAGGAGAAAAGCCUACCCAUACGAGCUGGAUCGUUUCCAUCAUGCGGUGAGAGUAACUGUUCGACUAUUCAAUGUCCAUGGUUUGCAGAACCCAGCUAUUCCUCGGCGCCCGCUUCCCAGUUUCCCUCCCUGACGGACGCUGCCGCUUGGGAAGAUCAAUCUCUGCCCACUUUGCAACCUCGCCCUCUCCCUAGUAUCCCAUGGAAACCCAUACAUCUGGAUGCUCAACAUCCGAAUAAGCGCAAGCACGACGAGAGCAUAGACGAUACAGCUGCUGGACCAACUCCUCUCCGGAAGUGUGUUCAAGUAUCUCCUCGCACAUCUCCAACUUAA
Messenger RNA from Cadophora gregata, 741 nucleotides. RefSeq lists its product as uncharacterized. The transcript has 2 exons. The record is from RefSeq and is a predicted model, not a curated record. Bases 1 to 741 code for a protein of 246 amino acids. NCBI's taxonomy places the organism in Eukaryota, Fungi, Ascomycota, Leotiomycetes, Helotiales, Ploettnerulaceae.